Molecule: messenger RNA, 1049 nt
Organism: Tilletiaria anomala UBC 951
Lineage: Eukaryota; Fungi; Basidiomycota; Exobasidiomycetes; Georgefischeriales; Tilletiariaceae
Product: cytidine deaminase-like protein
Exons: 3
Coding region: 1-567 (188 amino acids)
Molecular function (GO): diaminohydroxyphosphoribosylaminopyrimidine deaminase activity
Source: RefSeq, a predicted model, not a curated record
AUGCUGAGCCGACUCUAUCUUCGAAAAGAUCACAGAAACCUGCUAGAAAGCCCACCUCAUCUUCGGAAACCUCCAACCUUAUCACCGCUAUUCUCCGACCGUUCGAACAUAGCGCACGCCUUGGAGUUGGCGCGCACGGGGUUUGAAGACGAAGGGAAAGGAAUCCCCAUCGGCACAUGCCUCGUCGAUAACAAGACGGGGAAAAUGCUGAGAGUCGGGUGGAGAAGGAGGGUACAGCUGGGUAGCGCUACAAAACAUGGCGAGAUCGACUUGCUCGAGAACAUCGACAGUUUGCCAGCCCGCGUGUACCGCAAAAGCACGCUCUACACGACGCUCUCAACAUGUACGAUGUGCACCGGCGCAUGCAUCCUGUACAGCAUCCCACGCGUCGUGAUUGGGGAGAACGACACGUUCCUCGGUGGCGAAGGCAUCCUAAAGCAGCACGACGUCGAGGUCGUCAAACUGGACAUGCAGGAUUGCAAGUUGCUCAUGAAGAGAUUCAUUGAAGAGUGUACAGAGGUGUGGUGGGAAGAUAUCGGGGAGACGGGCAAGGGGGCUGCAGAAUAAUGGUUCAACAUUUUCGGUACAGAGGAACGUUUCAGUGUGUCCGUCGAUUUCCUGUGAGCUCGUCAGCGAAAGUACAGAUGCCCUGCAUCUCGAGCCAAUUCCUGAGCUCCAAGCGGUGCUUGACCGUUUUGAUGCCUAGGCCAGCGCCGCCUCGGCUGGCUGGUCGAUUCGCGAUGCUGACGAAUUCAUCAAGUGGUAUCGGCUCCAUCAACAGGAUUCGUCGCCAGAGCUGUGCGUCAUCCUGCACCGCUUGCUUUAGGUGUAAGGACUUCAAUGUGCCGCAGCCGAAAAGGGAGGAAGGAGUAGCGGAUAGGGCCGCGAUCGCUGCGGCAGACUCUUCCGCUUGUUCCGCUUCAUCUGCAGAUGAAGGAGAUGAGAUGAAGUCAUCGUCAUCCUCCGGGUCACCGGCAUCGCCUUCCACAGCGACCUUCCCUCUCCCCUUCCCCCUCGUAUGCUCCUUUGCCCUUGUCUUUUCUUUGGUC